Molecule: messenger RNA, 1094 nt
Organism: Nomascus leucogenys (northern white-cheeked gibbon)
Lineage: Eukaryota; Metazoa; Chordata; Mammalia; Primates; Hylobatidae
Product: tripartite motif-containing protein 43-like
Exons: 5
Coding region: 1-954 (317 amino acids)
Molecular function (GO): zinc ion binding
Source: RefSeq, a predicted model, not a curated record
AUGAGUGUGAUUUUUCAGAGAUUCAAUAUAAAGAGGUACAAGGAGCCAAGCUCAUUCUUCUCUGGGAUACACAGAGUGGCUUUGGAACUGGCUGUGAAAUUGUCUGAAAGCUACUACCACUAUAUGGAAGAAGCCAAAAUUCCUACCUGCCGGAAACUGUCACAGCAAGAGGACUUCAAAACCAAUAUUCUUCUGAAGAAUCUAGUGUUCCAUUGCCAGAAAAGCCAGUCUCUGGCAAUUCCUGAGCCCUAUGAACAAAUGUGUGGGAUCCACAGGGAGACAAAGAAGAGCCCACAGAGUAGCUUUGCAACUGGCUUUGGGGACUUCCGAAAGCUACCAGCACUGCACUGUGAGACCCUCAUCCCUGAGCUGAAUUCAUCUGAUUCGACAGCAAGCUUCGGCGAGAACACAGAUAUAUUUCUGAGGAAAAUGGACUCAGACUUCUCACAUGCCUUCCAGAACGAACUCGCCUGUGUCAUCUGUUUGAACUACCUGGUAGACCCUGUCACCAUCUGCUGUGGGCACAGCUUCUGUAGGCCCUGUCUCUGCCUUUCCUGGGAGGAAGCCCAAAGUCCUGCCAACUGCCCUGCAUGCAGGGAACCAUCACAGAAAAAGGACUUCAAAACCAAUAUUCUUCUGAAGAAUUUAGUGACCAUUGCCAGAAAAGCCAGUCUCUGGCAAUUCCUGAGCUCUGAGAAACAAAUAUGUGGGACCCAUAGGCAAAGAAAGAAGAUGUUCUGUGACAUGGACAAGAGUCUCCUCUGCCUGCUGUGCUCCAACUCUCAGGAGCACGGGGCUCACAAACACUAUCUCAUUGAAGAGGCAGCUGAGGAACGCCGGGAGAAACUCUUAAAGCAAAUGAGGAUUUUAUGGAAAAAGAUUCAAGAAAAUCGGAGAAAUCUACAUGAGGAGAGAAGAACAGCCUUCUUCUGGAGGGUAAGUAUGAGACCGUGAGUCCUCACGACCACCUUGAGACAGGCAUGCUGACAACAUUUAUAUUAGCAACUUGAGUUGAAAUUUUCAUAUGCCAGUUUUUGUCAUGUGUUUAUUCACAGGCUGGAAAACAACCAGACUGUUCAAUAUAACGAUUGUUC